Messenger RNA from Cercocebus atys (sooty mangabey), 2837 nucleotides. It is a transcript of the gene SP110, whose product is annotated as SP110 nuclear body protein. The record is from RefSeq and is a predicted model, not a curated record. Lineage: Eukaryota; Metazoa; Chordata; Mammalia; Primates; Cercopithecidae. Gene Ontology annotation, molecular function: DNA binding; DNA-binding transcription factor activity, RNA polymerase II-specific. Gene Ontology annotation, biological process: regulation of transcription by RNA polymerase II. Gene Ontology annotation, cellular component: nucleus. The transcript is spliced from 15 exons. Bases 230 to 1795 code for a protein of 521 amino acids.
GGACUUCCUGUUUUGCCUGCUACCAUCUCCCUGUAACUCUCCCAAUCUUCGAGGAGUGAUCCCUGGCCCAGCUCCUGGAAAGGGACAGGAACGACAAACUCAAAGUCCAGAGUCCAGCCUGUUACUGUGAAUGGAACCGAGAUUUGCCCUCUACCCUCACCUAAGCUCUCAUCCUACGCUGCCGGCAAUAGGCGGCUCAUCUGUUAUCCGUUGUGUAAAUGACUAGAGGAUGUUCACCAUGACAAGAGCCAUGGAAGAGGCUCUUUUUCAGCACUUCAUGCACCAGAAGCUGGGGAUCGCCUAUGCCAUACACAAGCCAUUUCCCUUCUUUGAAGGCCUCCUAGACAACUCCAUCAUCACUAAGACAAUGUACAUGGAAUCUCUGGAAGCCUGUAGAAAUUUGGUCCCUGUAUCCAGAGUGGUGCACAACAUUCUCACCCAACUGGAGAGGACUUUUAACCUGUCUCUUCUGGUGACAUUGUUCAGUCAAAUUAACCUGCAUGAAUAUCCCAAUCUGGUGACGAUUUACAGAAGCUUCAAACGUGUUGGCGCUUCCUAUGAACAGCAGAGCAGAGACACACCAGUCCUACUUGAAGCCCCAACUGACCUAGCAGAAGGAAGCUCCCUCCGUACCCCACUGGCGCUGCCCUCACCACAACCCCCUCAACCAAGCUCUUCACCCUGUGCACCAAGAGUCAGUGAGCCUGGAACAUCCUCGCAGCAAAGCGAUGAGAUCCUGAGUGAGUUGCCCAGCCCAUCUGACCCUGUCCUGCCUCUCCCUGGACUCAUCCAGGAAGGAAGAAGCACUCCAGUGACCAAUGAUGAGUUAACAUCCAAAAUGAAUGAGGAAGACGACUCAGAAGAGAUGCCCAGCCUCCUCGCUAGCACUGUGCCAGUGGCCAGUGACGACCUGAUCUCCCAAAUAAAAGAUAAAGUAGAUCCCCAAGAGACGCCCCACUCUCCGUUGGGCUCUAUGCCAGAGAUAAGAGAUGAUUCUCCAGAACCAAAUGACCCAGAAAAGCCCCAGGAGGUGUCCAGCACACCUUCAAACAAGAAAGGAAAGAAAAGAAAAAGAUGUGUCUGGUCAACUCCAAAAAGGAGACAUAAGAAAAAAAGCCUCCCAAGAGAUGCAGCCUCACCUAGACAUGGAAUCCAAAAGAAGCUCAAAGUGGUGGAUCAGGUUCCUCAAAAGAAAGAUCACUCAACUUGGAACUCCACGGUAGUGACAAGGGUCCAAAAGGCGAGAGCUGAAUGUGCCCGAAACUCCAGAUCAGAGGAGAUCACUGAUGACACUUCAAAAAUGAAUGAAGGAAAGAGGUCCCAGAAGACGCCUAGCACACCAUCAAGGGUCACACAAGAAGAAAGGAGAAAAGAAUAUGGCCAGUCAAGUUCAAAAAGAAAACAGAAAAAAAAACUCCCAAGAGAGAAGCUCCAAGUGGUGGAUAAGGUGACUGGAAGGAUAGACGACUCAACCUGGAACUCAAAGGUCAUGAUGAGCAUCCAAAAGGCAAGAACUGAAUGUGCCCAGAAGUCCAGAUCAAAAGGAAAACCCAAAAGUGACCCUGUGGAUUUUCACUGUUCUAAGCUCCCCGUGACCUGUGGUGAGGCGAAAGGGAUUUUAUAUAAGAAGAAAAUGAAACACGGAUCCUCAGUAAAGUGCAUUCAGAAUGAGGAUGGAACUUGGUUCACACUAAAAGAAUUUGAAAUGGAAGGAAAAGGAGGAAACACAAAGAACUGGAAUCGGAGUAUACGUUGCGGAGGAACGACCCUAGCAGAGCUGCGGAAAGUAUUAUAAUGACAAGCGACAGAUAGGUGACGGGUUUAAAUCCUUGAAGGAGAAGUGGGGUUUUGACAGCAGAAAUGUGAAGAGCUCCCGUUAGGAUUCAAGAGCAUGAUUUAAAAGGAGUUAAAUGUUCACAGAAAAAAAAUUGUGGGUGACAAAGUUAGGAGCACAGAUUGUUCCUGAUGGUGGAGAACUUUAAAUGCAAGUAAAGGAGUGCAGGAACUUUAAAUGCAGGCAGAGGGCUUUGAGGUCAAGAGAGAUGUAAGACGCUCAAAAGAAACUAGCUGAACAGAUGCCUGCGAUCGCUCCUCUGCAUCCUCUACCUGACACCUAUUCAAGGCCAGCUCAUCUGGCCCCCUGCAGCAUUUCCAGACUGCCCAGUCCAUGGUCCAUCUCUCUGCUGCGCGUCCACAGCAGGCUAUUCCUGUCCUGAGAACUAGUCUCUGUGAUCCCAGGACCCAACACAAGGCCCCUCUCAGUAACACUCAAGAAAUUAUCACUAGGAUGAAAUCAUAAAGAUUUUAUCUAGAGAGGAAAAAUGGAAGAAGGAAGGAAUGGAUGGGAAAGAGUAAGAAAGAAGAACUUGGGUCAUGGGUUUGAGUGACAGGGGAAAAAGUGAUUUUAUCACUAAGUGAGGUCCAGAAGAAAAACUGACUGGGGGAGGGAGCUAAUUUUUCUUUUUGACGCCUUGGGUUUGAGAUCCAGUGUGGUGUCUGGGUACAGAUACUCAUAGGAAGUGGGAAGGCCGGUAUCUGCAGAAGAAAAACCUCCAGAAUAACCUCAUUCAUUGACUCCUUCUGUCUUUCAGAAUGGACUUUUGCUCUGUCCUCCAAGAAUAAAUCUCAAGAGAGAGUUAAAUAGCAAGUGAAUUUCUACUACCCUCUCAGUCACCAUGUUGCAGACUUUCCCUGUCUGGAGGCUCACCUUAGAGCUUCUGAGUUUCCCAGCUCUGAGUCACCUCCACAUUUGGGCAUGGCAUCUUCAAAACAAUUUUCGUAGUUAAUUUGGGAUGGGGAAGCAAAUGACUCUAAAAUAAAAAUUAAAUGAAAAAGCU